This is a messenger RNA of Chilo suppressalis (striped riceborer), 2584 nucleotides long. The record is from the annotation of a GenBank genome assembly. Lineage: Eukaryota; Metazoa; Arthropoda; Insecta; Lepidoptera; Crambidae.
CUCUGGUUUAUAAAAAUGAAGAAUAAAAACUUUUUAACAAAUAAUAAAAACCGACUUCAUCAAAGAAAACCACUAUUAAUGUAAGAAAUAUUGUAUAUUCCUGUGGUAUAUUCUUUACUUAUAACUACAUUUAAAGUCAAAUAAUCAUUUGGAGUCGGUGGCAUUUAUAUCUAUUUAAACUGAUAGAUCUGAGGUGUCAUUUACGUCGAUGCCUCUUACGAUAUUGUAAAUGGAAAAAAAUAAAAAUAUGGGACAUACUAAAAAAUAUACAGGGCCCAAUUUACGGCAGAGUAGGCUGGGCUCUAAAUCAGGCAUUUAAACAAUGGUGAUUCUAUAAAAAAGUUCUAAAGUCCGCCAUUGUACAGUAUGUGCAUGAAGAAUUAAAUAAAUAAAUAAAGUAAACAUUUUUCUAAUGGUGAAUCGAAAGUAAAUCAGUCGAACUACAGAAAGAACUAUUAGGUAGUUCUGUAAACAUAAUGUAAAUAAAGAUCAUAUUUUAGUAGUAGCUGUUUAUUAUCUAGUCAUGACUUUCUUGAUUCACUUAGUAUCAACUGUAGGAAAACAACUGGUAGGUACUUUACCCUCUGAGACCGCCUUGUCAUGAUAUCUGUUAAACAGAUUCGUUCGUCAUACGUUACAUAGCCAGUACAAUGGAUUCAAAGAAAGCCCUCUACAAGAAAACCGAUGUACAGUAAAACAGACAAAGUCUCGUGUUUGGAUGAUCAAUACACAGAAGAUAUGCACAAACAAAUAGACACUAUUUUCCCCCCAGCUGUAGCCUGUAGUACAUGCCAAGAUACCGGUGGGGGCAGUCUCGUCGACUGUCAAAUGUUUAAUUCUUAUUUUGAAAACAAAUGUGACGUAAACAGUUAAGGAAAAACAGCUGAUCUGUUAAAUAACAGAAUGAAGCGUGCUCUAACAGUGUUGUUUGUUCUUUGUUUGAUAUGUACCUCACAACAGAUAUCGACACCAGAUUCGGAUAGCUAUGUGGCAGCGGUGCUGGAAUACCAUUUCAGUAGGAACACCUCGACCAAUCUACAGAACUACCUGUUUUACAUACAACAAGCCGCUGAACAGUAUGCUGAUAUACUGGUGUUCCCUGAAAUGACACUAACACGUGGCGGUAACGUGCGAGUACCAAUACACGGCUUAUUGAAGGAUUAUCGGAUACCAGCUCUUCAUCCACAUCUAUUUGACGAGAUUUUAGUGGCGCUUUCUUCUGCUGCCAGAAAUCACGGCAUAUACCUGGUGGUGAACGUUCAAGAGGAAAUGGAUUGUAGAAUAUCUCCCGAAGAAUACUGCCCCGAACAGAAGACUUAUAUCUUCAACACGAAUGUGGUCUUCGAUAGAUCAGGGGCCGUCAUAGACAGGUAUCGCAAGAUUAACCUUUUCAACGAGUACACCCGCUCACCGGCGCUGCUUCCUGAACUUGGCGUGUUCAGCACAGACUUCGGGGUCAGGUUCGGACACUUCGUGUGCUUCGACCUGAUGUUCCAGGUGCCUGCCACGCAGGUUGUACAGAAGUAUAACCUCACUGAUAUCAUCUUUAGCACUAUGUGGUUCUCCGAGAUGCCUUUCUUGACUGCCGUCGAGAUUCAGGAAUCGUACGCGUACACCACGGGAGUCAACUUUCUCGCAGCUGGAGCUAAUAAUGUCAAGGUGGGAAGCGCUGGAUCAGGAAUAUACUCUGGAAAAGCGGGCGCCCUCAUCAGCAUUAUGCCGGGAGAGCCUAAAACGCAACUGCUUGUAUCAAGGGUGCCCAAACGCCCAGGUUAUGCAACGUUCGAUCAUCCAGGGCCUCUGUACGACGACCCCACAGCUCCACAGUUGCUCCUCAACAAGGACGUGACUCUGAAGAGUGCCGCAUCCAGGCCUCUGCGGGCUGGCUUCCAGGAGUUCACGCUCACCGACAGAGACGUGAGCUGCGUCUUCAGGGUCAGGUUAAGAAAUAAAACCACCGAUACUAAGAGAACGAUCCCGCAUUUCCGCGCAUUCGUCAAGGACGGCACCAAUACAUAUGCGCAUCGUCAAAUGGGAAUCUUGUUCUGUGCGGUGGUGGCGUGCGAAAACGAGGAUGCUGACAGCUGCCCUUACAGGUUCAGCAAAGACGAAAAGUUCACAGAAUUCGAGGAGCUAGAAAUAAAAAUGACUACGUACCCGAAACAGUACAACAAUACGUUAAGCUGCGAUAAUAUAGUGUACUAUCCUACCUCGUUGAGGUACAACAAGUUCCCGUUGGACACACAAGAUUUCACUUAUAUAGAAUCUACUCAAGAGAUAGACCUUAACAAUGAAAUCGUUAGUAAUGAAGUUACUAAGCGCCGAGCCGAGAUCUUCUAUCGUCUUAUCAGUCCUCAAGAUGAACUAGUUGCCUUUUCAAUUUGGGGAAGAGCUUAUUUAAGAGACGUCAAUGAAAUUAUAGAUUCGUCGGAGGAGGACGUAAAUAACAGCAUAGCAGUGGAGAAUCUGAUCUUCAGUUUUGCAGAUGAGUGAUGAUGAUUUUCGUAAUUACAAUCUGUCAUCCUGCACCAGUAAUUUAGUGAUACUAACUAUAUUCUAGAUGCCAUAAUACUGAUAUACCUAC